This is a messenger RNA of Halichondria panicea, 1286 nucleotides long. Its product is annotated as piggyBac transposable element-derived protein 4-like. The coding region runs from base 24 to 1271 and encodes 415 amino acids. The record is from RefSeq and is a predicted model, not a curated record. NCBI's taxonomy places the organism in Eukaryota, Metazoa, Porifera, Demospongiae, Suberitida, Halichondriidae. The transcript has a single exon.
GUGUUUUUGGGAUUGUACUAGAGAUGGGCAUUCAUAGGCUCCCUGAAAUUACGGACUACUGGUCCAAGGAUCCCCUUUUAGGUGUACAAUCUGUGAGCAAUGUAAUGUCGCUCAAAAGGUUCCAAAGUUUAUGGCGGUAUCUGCACUGUGAGGACAAUACGUCCAUCACUGAUGCACGUAAGGUAACUAGCAAGCUAAAAACUGUUUUAGAGACUCUUAAAGCCAACUACUUCAUGAGGUAUAAUCCCAGUCAGGAGCUUUCCGUUGAUGAGAUGAUGAUAAAGUACAAGGGUCGUAAAAGCGGGAAAAUUCAUAUGCCCAAGAAGCCUGUUAAACUGGGGUUCAAGGUAUGGUGCUGCUCAUGUUCAUGCUGUGGGUAUCUCUGUGUGUUUGAUGUAUACAGUGGUAAGCUCACCGAUUCCUCUGGGAAAAAGAUAGCUGUGAAAGGGCUUGUGAAAAAUGUAGUCCAUCGUUUACUCACUCCUUUUUAUGGUCAUCAGCAUGUUGUGUACAUGGACAACUUUUACACGUCCGGUCCAUUGAUAGAAGAGUUGGCUAAGAAAAAUGUGUUUACUGUCGGCACAAUUUUGAAGAAUGCUGCUGGUUUCCCAGCAAGUCUUAAGGAUGUGGUACUCGACAAAGGUGACUAUACGUCCAUGACUGUUGGUGAUAUUUCUUACUCUAUGUUUAACGACCGUAGAGUUGUGUCCUUUGCAACAAAUGUGUUCCCUGACCAUAUGCCCUACACUGUAAUGCGAAUGCACAAAGACGGUACCCUACGCUCUCAGAGUGUCCCCCCCUGUCUCCCUGCAUAUAACAUGUACAUGGGAGGAGUUGACAAUACAGGGCGUAUGAGGAAAACCUAUGGGUACGAUAGAAAGUGUCGGCGGUAUUGGUUCAGGAUUUUCUUUCAAUUCCUUGACGUUAGUGUGAAUAAUGCAUACAUUCUAUACAGGCACAACUGUGUCAGGGUGGGUUCAAAGGCCAUGCCUUUGAAAGGGUUUCGAUUGGAACUAAUUCAUAGUCUAUUGGGUGUGCCACGUACUCGUAGCAGUGCCUCAGGUCUGGCCAGUCUAAAUAUCGUUUUCCCCCCAUCACAGGGCGCACGUGUGAGUACAAAUAGUGUCGGAGUGUCUCGUGGGCGCUGUCAAGUGUGUGUUCGGGAGAAGAUCCCUAGCAGAGAGCAUGCAGCAACACACUGCAAUGGCAUGUCCCCACUGUCGCAUAAGAAUAUGCAAAGGACACUCUGUUAUCGGACACACAUGUGCUAGCUAAUGUGCUGUGUG